This is a messenger RNA of Prorocentrum cordatum, 2894 nucleotides long. NCBI's taxonomy places the organism in Eukaryota, Dinophyceae, Prorocentrales, Prorocentraceae. The record is from the annotation of a GenBank genome assembly.
GUCCAGCGCUUCCUGAAGGAGCAUCCCGAGCGCAUGCUGCGCGACGGAAGCCCGACGCCAACUGUGAUGCCGUACUUCGACCCGGCGCUGAAGCGGAACGCCAAGCCCUAUCGACAUUUUGUCGCUGACCUGCGGCGCCGCGGCCUGCUGAAGUGGACGCGCCGCCCCCGCUGCCAGGUGGGCCUCUUCUUCGUGGAGAAGGGCAACGGGAAGCGGCUGCGCCUCGUCCUGGACGCGCGGCCUGCUAGCGAGCUCUUCGAGGCCCCGCCAGGCGUGGGGCCCCUCUGCGCGGAGGGCCUCGGCCGCGUGGAGUUUGCCUUGCCCGAGGGCAUGGGCCCCUGGAUCCCGGAGGCGCAGCAGCUCCUGCGGGGCUUCAGCUCCACUUGGCACCGCAUGCGACUCCCGAGCUGGCUCACCAAGUACUUCUGCCUCCCCGAGGUCACCGCCCUCGCCCUGGGCGUCGAGAACCAGCUCUGGGAGGGCCGUCCGCUGGAGCGGCAUGACCUGCUGAGCCCCUGCUGGGGGGUCUUCCCGAUGGGCUUCACCUGGGGCCUGUGGGCAGCGCAGCGCAUCGACGAGAGCAAGGUGAUGGAGAUUCGCCGCCCGUGUGUGGCGCGGCGGACCCUGUUGGCCAUGCUGCCCAUUAAUUGCGUCUACGUGGGCAACCUUGGCGUCGCCUCUACCUCGGAGCCCUUGGUCUCCGACGCCGCGCAGCAGCCCGUCCGUGGCUUCGACGAGCAGGGCUCGCUUCUUCACGGCAGCUCCGUGAGCAUGAAGGCGAUCAACGGGUUACUUCGCAGACGUCGUCUGACUGGCUGGGCCGUGGAGGUCCUGGUGGGCCACUGCACUUACGCUGGGCUGCUGGCGCGCGGUGCCCUCGGCGUCUGUCGCGCCGAGCCCGCGGCGCUCUGUCCGGAGACCCGCGUGGAGCUGGAGGUGUUUCGAGGCCUGCUGAUCUUCUUGGAGAGCGACUGGACGCUGCAGUGGAGAGAGCUGGUGGUGGCCACCGACAGCAGCUUGGAGGCAUGGGCAGCGCCUGCCACCCGCCGGCCCCGCAGCAUGGUGGCCGAGGCGGGCCGCGUGCAGGACGGGGCCCGCUUCCGCGAGGUCGCUGCUGGGCCGCUGGCGGCUGAGGGCGGUGGCCUCCCCGCAGCCCGCCGCGGGGCCCGAGAGGCCGCGCUGGUGGCGGCGGGCUUCUGGCGGGGCGUCGGCGGCGAGUGGCGGCUGGCCGGCGCGGGCGCCGACGCGGAGCUGGCCGCUGCUUGGGGGGCCGACCCAGGCGUCCCAGUGGUGCCCGUGGCGGGGCUUGCGAGCAGCCGCUGGCGCGCAAAGCACGUGCAGCGCCGGAGGUUCGAGGAGGGCAUCCUUAUCAAGAAUGCCCGAUCGCUGGCGAUGGGCCCCCGUCGCGUCGCCCAGUCAGUGUUCGGGGCUGCCUGUCGGCAACUGAUUCUGUCGGAUCACGUGUCAAUUGUGCUAUCCUUUAACUGGAGUCCAGCAAAGAAGUUCGCCCUUCUCGUCCAGAUCCGCAGCCAUCUGACCCUCGGCCCGCCUCGCGUGCGGCGGCGGGAGCUUGCGCGGGCGGAGCUGCUGCCCGCGCCCUUGCCCGCGGCCGAGCGGAGGCGCCAGCUGGAGCCACUUGCGCAGGCGCCGGCUGGGGCGAGGCUCCCGCAGCUGCCGCGGCCUGCUCCGACGAGCGCAGGGCUGACUCCGGCGCCGCGCCGCCAGAAGACGCUGUCGGCGGCCCAGCGGUCGCGGGACUGGAAGGCUCGCCUGAGCUUGGCUGCGCUGCCGCCGACGCCUCGGCUCCCAGAGCGGGGCGCGGACCUGCCGGCACUCCCCCAGGACUGGCGGCGCCAGAUCGUGGCCGACAGCGACGGCGACAGCAGCACCUCCGACGAGCAGCAGGUCGUGCAAGCCGGCGAGAGGCGCGAGAAGGAGCUGCUGAGGCGCGCUGCAAAGAGGAAGAGGACCUACGGAGCGGAGGCGCUGCAGGACAGUGCAGCGGCGGAGGGCCAGACCUUUCUGAGGCGACGGUCCGUGUUUGCACCCGCGCGGAGGCGGUGCGGUCUGGAGCUGGACGCCUUCCUGGAGUUCGGCGACGCGGAGCCGCGCCGCCCGUUGCGCUCGCCCGCGCAGGUGGACGAGGCCCUCGUGGACUACAUGAACGCGUUGGUCUUCAGCGGCCACGAGUCGUCGAAAGGCGACCAGGUGAUGGCGGGCCUCAUGUACAGGUUCCCAGGGUACUCGAAGCAGGGCGAGUCCAAGCUGGCGCCUGGGCGGAGCCGCCGCGCCUGGCCGCUGGCCCUCUGGCGCGGGCUGGCCUGGCGCAUGGUGGCGCGUGGGGCGCUGCAGAUGGCCGUCUUCCUGCUCACCAUGGUCUCGGGCUACUUCCGACCCAGCCACCUGCUCUUCUUGCCGCGCGGCGACAUCAUCGCGCCUGCGCCAGGAGUGCGCCGCUGGUGGUCGCUGCUCCUACUCCCGGACAGCAAGCCGCUGCGCAGCAUGACGGCUCUGGCAGGCGUCGGAGUGAUGCUGGACAGCGGCUGGUUUCAGUGUGUCACGCCCAUCUUCCGCCGGCUCGCGCAAGGGGCUCCAGAAGAAAAGGUGUGGGACUUCAGUUGCCCUCAGUUUCUGGAGAUGUUUCGGAUGGCGCUGCAGGGCCUGGGUGUCGAGCAGUCCAUUUUUCCUUACCAGGCGCGGCACUCAGGUCCGAGUAUAGACGUGGCCAGGCACUGCAGAACGCUCGAGGAGAUGCACAAGCGGGGGCAGUGGAAACAUUCCAAGUCGAUGCAGAGGUACGAGACGGCAGCUGGGCUCGGGCAGUCGUGGAGCUUGCUGCCGGCCUCCCUGCGCGACACUCUGAGCGAUUGCGAAGGUCGACUCGAGGACAUACU